CCGGAAUCCGGGCAGACGUAACUGACGCGACAAGCAAGAGGAAGAAGAAGAUGGCUGGUGGUGGUGGACACGUGUUGGUGUUGCACGGGAAGCGGCAGUGCGGUGAGCUGUUUGAGCAGCGCAUAGCCCGCACCUGCAAGAGCAUCCACCGCGACCUGGACCUGGAGUUUCAUUUUCCAGAUGCCCCAUUUGAGCUGCCCAUUGAGGAUGGCGAUGACAUUCCCAUGCGAUCAUGGUGGAACGACUCCUCCACACAAGCGUGGACGACAACGCUUCAGCAGCUGGACGAGUUCUUGCGGCAGCGUGGCGUGCCAGCUCUGAGCGGCAUCUUCGGUUUCUCCCAGGGCGGAGCCCUUGCUGCGCUGCUGGCCUGCAACCGCGAGCACAUCAGCCAGCAGAGCGAUGCAUAUCCAACACUGGCGGCCGCGCUUGCAAGCGUCAAGUUCAUCGCCAUUGCUGGCGCCCCUCACGAUCACCUGCCGACGACGCCUGCUUCGCCACACGGCAUCCUCUCUCCUGACAAGCAGUGCAGUGUGCCGUCGCUGCACUUCAUUGGCACAGCAGAUGUUGUCGUUGCCCCGCAGUCGAGCGAGAAGCUGGCACAAGCCUUCCACCACGCAACCGUUUACCGACACGAUAAAGCGCACGUAUUCCCGUCACGAUCGGAGGAGGUGGCGGCGCUGUCGGCGUUCGUUCGUGCGGCCUUGAGUGACAACGACGGUGAUGUCGACAGUGGAGAAGUCAUUGCUGAUGGCGAUGGCGAUGGUGAUAAGGCAGCUGAACCUCCACGUCCGUUCUCCCCAACGGAGGAGCAACAGGACGAGCUCGAGUCCCUCGAAGCCAUCUACGACACGGACUUCCAGCUGUUACAGCAGCGUCCACCCAUGAUCACCAUCACCCUCCACCCCUCCAUCAGCAACGACGUCGACGACGACGACGAUGACGACGACACGUCUGCCAAGGACACGCGCGCGCACCUGCAGCCAGCACUCACGGUUACGUUUGUGGAGGCGUAUCCCGAUGCUGCGCCCGUGAUGCAAUUGUCGCACGUCGGGCCCCUGGUUGGCGUCAAGGACGGCAGUGACGUGGAACGACAGCUCGCUGCUGAUGCCAUUGCGCACCUCUCAACUGUCGCCAAAGACGCCCUGGGCAUGUGCAUGGUGAUGACGCUGGUGGAUGAGGCGCAGCAGUGGCUGGAGCAGCUGCACGCGGACGUGACCAGCGGUGCAAAGGACCUCACCGCCCUCACAGCUUGCCUGCAGGCAACGUCAAUCAGCAGCAGCAGUAGCAGCACGACGAAGACAAAGCAGCAGCGAGGGGGCUCGGCACACUCAUCUUCCGCUCCAUCUUGGUCAUCUGUGCACUCCAACGACGCCGUACAAAGCAGGCGCGCGGCGGUUGCGCGCAUGAUGGACACUGGCGGCGAUGAGGAUGAGGAUGAGGAGGAGCAGCGCAAGUGGUCGCUGUUCAUACGACAGCUGCACCGCGAGGUUGCUGCUGCAUACCCUGCAGGCCACGCCCCUGCAUACAGUGUACCCGACACCACCAGCAGUAGUAGCAGCAGUACCAACGGUAGCAGUGGUGGUGGUGGUGGUGGUGGUGGUGCACAGCAACAGCAACAGCAACAGCAUGGUGGGUCUGAUGCAGGCGUGUGGAAGUACACGAUUGGACUGGUGGGGAAACCGUCAGCCGGAAAAUCCACAUUCUUCAACGCGAUUACAGACCCCAAGGACCCCUCCAAAGCGGCGAAAGUUGCCGCAUACUCGUUCACCACCAUCGACCCAAACGUCGGCCAGGGAUACUUUACCACGCCGUGCCCAUCUGAGCAACUGCCUGGUGUGGAGUCGACACCUGCACACGGAUUUGCCAUUGGCAGGCGCAGAAAGGUACCUGUGAUCAUCAAGGACGUAGCUGGGCUGGUCCCCGGCGCGUACAAGGGCCGAGGCAAAGGCAACGCCUUCCUGAACGACCUGUGCGAUGCUGAUGUGCUCAUCCACGUCGUCGACGCCUCGGGCAUGUCCGAUGAGAACGGCGUUAUCGAUGCACAGUGCUCGCGCGAUCCAGCUGAUGAUGUGCAGUGGGUGCAGGAAGAGAUACAUCGGUGGAUCUUCAACAAUGUCCGGGCCAAGUGGAACAAGUGCCUCCGGGGCUUGGACCAUUUUGUGAAUAUGUUCUCUGGCUAUCAGUCUCGCCCAGGGAUGGUGAUUGACAGUCUGAAGCGGGCUGGACACAGUCUUCAGGACAUCGAGCGGUCCAUGCUCGCAUGGGGCCCGCGGGAUUUGCACCGCGUCGUGGCCCACUUCCUCCGCAUCCGCUUCCCCAUCCUCCUUGCCCUCAACAAGGCGGACAAGACGCUUGACUAUGUUGACGCGGUACGGGCGACGUUUCCCAAUGAUCUUGUUGUGCCCAUGUGCGCCAAGCUGGAGUGGCAGCUCUGCACGCUCAGGCGAAAAGGCCUGGUGGACUAUCAGACAGGAGGCAGCGGUGCAGUUGUGCUGAAAAAGGAUCCGCCAACAACAAAGAAGGAAGAGGAGUUGAUGUCAAACGUGCACAAAGCUGUUGACCUGCUCCACACCCUAGCGUCAAGCGAGCACCUUCAGGGCUCUGGGGUGCUUGCUGUCAUUGACACGGCCGUCCACCAGCUGCGCCCGCCGCUGCUUGUGUACCCUGUCACGUCGUUCGAGACGAUGCAGAGCCCAGUGGUGGCGGCAGAUGCUUCGCCUGCACCAGCAAGCAGCACAACAGCCUCUGCGAAAGGCAGCAAUAGCACCACCACGACAACCUCGACGAAAUCGACAACAUCGAGGGCCAGGGCAGCACCGGCCAACGUGCUGGCACACUGCCUUCUGCUUCGCCCUGCCACGACCGUUGGUGGCGUGUACGAGAUACUGAAAGGGUCGCCACUGCACGCGCUUGCAGGUGACUUUGUGCGGGCCGAGUACUAUGACAUGGCGACUCGAGAGGGGAGACAAGUGCGGCGGACACAGGUGGUCACGCCGGCUCGCCACAUUCUUCGCAUCAUGACCACCAAGAAGCGAACCCAUGCGUCAUAGCCAACGACCACGACAGUUGGACUUCAGGUGCAUGUGAUUGAUUGGUUGUUUGCUUGCUUGUGUUUGUGUGCGUGUGUGGUUGCUUUUGUGUGCAUGUGUUGUUUGUUUGUUUUGUUGGCUUUGUUCGCUCGCCCGCUGCAGUCGACCCCAGCUGUUGCUGUAGCACUUGUUUGCGUUGUUGUUCGCAUGUCACAGUUGGGGCUUUUACUGUUGUUGUUUCAUGGCACGUGACAAUGCAAGUACUGCCGUCGCGAAUGCGGCCAAACAGGCGCGGCAAUCCAAGUUGGCACUGCUGUCGUCGCCAUCAAUAAAAUACGUGUACAAGGCGCAGGCGCUUGUCAUCAAUUAUAACUGCGAG
Messenger RNA from Salpingoeca rosetta, 3411 nucleotides. RefSeq lists its product as uncharacterized. The record is from RefSeq and is a predicted model, not a curated record. The coding region runs from base 51 to 3053 and encodes 1000 amino acids. Gene Ontology annotation, cellular component: cytoplasm. The transcript has 17 exons. Gene Ontology annotation, molecular function: protein binding; GTP binding; ATP hydrolysis activity. NCBI's taxonomy places the organism in Eukaryota, Choanoflagellata, Craspedida, Salpingoecidae.